This is a messenger RNA of Spodoptera frugiperda (fall armyworm), 1336 nucleotides long. Its product is annotated as alpha-ketoglutarate-dependent dioxygenase alkB homolog 6. The coding region runs from base 304 to 990 and encodes 228 amino acids. The transcript has 2 exons. Lineage: Eukaryota; Metazoa; Arthropoda; Insecta; Lepidoptera; Noctuidae. The record is from RefSeq and is a predicted model, not a curated record.
AUAGCUCAUUUUAUUACUAAUUUUUAUUUUGUUAGGAAUAUUUGAUUAAAUCUAUAAAAAAUAUCUAUAUCCCUCAUAAUGCAUUAUAUAGCUAAGUUGAAAUAAUAAAACUUAACUAUGUGAAAGAAGAAACAACACGUACAGUGAGGUGUUGAAUUCUGUCCAUGAAAUGUCAAUUCUGUAUUUCUGUCAAUGAAAGAAUUUGUUUACAUUUUGUCAAAGUGAAUUUUGUAAGCUUGAAAGCAGUGUAACUCAAACAAAAAUUGCUAUUUAAAGAAACCAAGAACUUUAUGUUACUUUACAAUGAAUUCGCUUCCUUUUAAUUUAGAAGACUACAGAGUUAUUACGGCUCCAGAGACCGCGUACUACAUAUCCGAAUUUAUAUCAGACGUUGAAGAAAAGGCAAUUUUAUCAAGUAUUUACGCAGCACCGAAGCCGAAAUGGACACAACUUUCAAACAGACGAUUGCAGAACUGGGGAGGAAUACCUCACACUAACGGCAUGAUAGCGGAGACAAUACCGCCCUGGCUGGACAAAUACCUAGACAAAAUUCAUAAACUAAAUGUCAUGGAUGGUAAAAGGCCUAACCAUGUGUUAGUAAAUGAGUAUCUGCCAGGACAAGGCAUCAUGCCACAUGUGGACGGAUCUUUAUUUUAUCCUACUAUCACAACAAUAUCGGCAGGUUCCCACAUUGUAUUAAAUUUCCUUGAACCUACUGAAGACAAUACUAUAAACACAAGUCCAGUGUUCUCAUUUUUGCUAGAACCACGAAGUUUGUUAAUUCUGCAGGACAAACUGUACACUCACUACUUGCAUUGUAUAGAGGAAUUGAAGGAGGACUUGUUGGACGGGUCAAUAGUCAACAUAAACAUGUGUUCAGACAAAUAUGUUAGAAAUGCAACAGUAACUAGAGACACAAGAAUAUCACUGACUAUAAGACAUGUGCCAAAAACAAGUUCCUUUAAAAUUCAUCUUGGUAAUAGAAGAUAGAUGCUUAAUAUUUAGACUGAGUUGAAAAUUAAUGUGACAUUUCUAGCAACUAAUGCUACAAAACAGACUGAAAUUAUUUGACUGUGAAUUAUUUUCUGCUUCAAUAGUUUGUUAUAAACAAAUUUUGUUUUCAAAAAUCCUAUGGUAGGACUGGCAGGCAAAAAUAUUGUUUUUUUAUUUGUUACUAAUUCAUUUUGCAAAGCAAUUACAUCCUUAUGCUACACAUAUAUGUAGCUAUCCUUUACACAUGGAGUAAUAAAAUUCCAAAUUCAAACAUUAUUUUUAUACACAAAUCUAGUUGGUUUAUAUUUUUGUAUAAAUAAAUUAAAGUAUGUUUUUACAAAAA